Prunus avium (sweet cherry) is the source of this 804-nucleotide messenger RNA. RefSeq lists its product as uncharacterized. Lineage: Eukaryota; Viridiplantae; Streptophyta; Magnoliopsida; Rosales; Rosaceae. The record is from RefSeq and is a predicted model, not a curated record.
UUUCCUCGAUAUAUACGCACUGUACCUGCUCUCUAGCGUGGGAAAGAGAUCACAAAAGCCAGAAGUAUUCGGUGUACAAAUUUUCCAAAACUAGAAUUACAUGAUCAUGGCCAAGGCCAGGAAAGAAAGCAGACUCGCCAGGUUUUUGAAGUCCCCAAUAAGGAUUUUAAUCAAGGCCAGGGACUUCUACAUCAAGAGCAUGACAGAGUGCUCGGGUACGUUUGAUUAUGCCUCGGCGAUGGGUUGCCCUACCCAAAUCCCAAGUUCUUUGCCUAAAAGCUACAGCACCAACUCCACCAAAUCCAGCGCCUCUAACAAUGAAGAUUACAGGGAGCUUAUGAGGGCUGCUUCUACUAGGAGUGUAAGAAGUAAAGUUGAAUUCGAUCUUGCUAGAAAAGCGCAACAGCCUAGGCAGCCGGAAAUGGCGGCAGUGCUCAACACCGUGCCUCGCAGUCGUAGCGUUGGGAUUGGAAGGAUUGAUGAAGAGAAGGCUUGUGAGUUUGAUGAAGAGGAAGUCAAGAUGAAGAGAGAUGUGUAUCCAAGAAGUAGAAGCUACGCUGUUUCUAGGAGAACAAUUAUGUCGUAGUUAAUGGAGCAAAUUGUGCAAGUCAAAUAUGAAAGAACAAAUUAGAAGGGAGGCGGACUAUCUCUCAAAGUCAAUUGUUUUGUGCUGAUGUUAAUCCUAAUUUCUUCAAGUCUUUUAGUUAAGUUGAUUGUUGGUAGGGAUUUUGAACCAACAUUAAUGUUUAGUUUGGAACUUUUGUUGUAGCUUUUGUGAUUCUUAAAUUAAUUGUGAGAUAUAUA